Messenger RNA from Onychomys torridus (southern grasshopper mouse), 3960 nucleotides. It is a transcript of the gene Mst1, whose product is annotated as macrophage stimulating 1. The coding region runs from base 21 to 2135 and encodes 704 amino acids. The record is from RefSeq and is a predicted model, not a curated record. Gene Ontology annotation, molecular function: serine-type endopeptidase activity. Lineage: Eukaryota; Metazoa; Chordata; Mammalia; Rodentia; Cricetidae. Gene Ontology annotation, biological process: proteolysis. The transcript has 18 exons.
GUUUGCUCACCUAACUUGGAAUGAUACUUCUCAUAGGGCAGCGCUCACCAUUGAAUGACUUCCAGCUGCUCCGGGGUACAGAGUUAAAGAACCUCCUGCACACAGUGGUACCAGGACCAUGGCAGGAGGACGUGGUGGAUGCUGAGGAGUGUGCAAGGCGCUGUGAGCCUCUUCUGGACUGUCGAGCCUUCCACUACAACACGAGUAGCCACGGAUGCCAGCUGCUGCCAUGGACUCAGUCCUCACCCCACACACAGCUCCACCAUUCAAGUCUGUGUGACCUUUUCCAGAAGAAAGACUAUGUACGAACCUGCAUUAUGGGCAAUGGGGUCAGCUACCGGGGCACUGUGGCCAGGACAGCCGAUGGCCUGCCCUGCCAAGCCUGGAGCCGCCGGUUCCCCAAUGACCACAAGUACACACCCACACCAAAGAAUGGCCUGGAAGAGAACUUUUGUCGAAACCCUGAUGGAGACUCCAGAGGCCCCUGGUGCUACACAACAAAUCGUAGUGUGCGCUUCCAAAGCUGCGGCAUCAAGUCCUGCAGGGAGGCUGUUUGUGUUUGGUGCAAUGGCGAGGAUUACCGUGGCGAGGUAGACGUUACAGAGUCGGGACGCGAGUGUCAACGCUGGGACCUGCAGCACCCUCAUCUGCACCCUUUCCAUCCUAGCAAGUUCCUCGACAAAGCUCUGAACGACAACUACUGUCGUAAUCCGGAUGGAUCUGAGCGGCCCUGGUGCUACACCACAGACCCAAACGUCGAACGAGAAUUCUGCGACCUUCCCAGUUGCGGACCCAACCUGCCACCAACCAUCAAAGGAUCCAAGUCUCACCGGCGCAACAAGGGCAAGACUUUUAACUGCUUUCGCGGGAAAGGCGAAGAUUACCGAGGCACAACCAACACCACCUCUGCGGGUGUUCCCUGCCAGCGGUGGGAUGCACAGAGUCCGCACCAGCACCGCUUUGUGCCGGAGAAAUAUGCUUGCAAGGACCUUCAGGAGAAUUUCUGCCGGAAUCCUGAUGGCUCCGAGGCGCCUUGGUGCUUCACAUCUCGACCUGGUUUGCGAGUGGCCUUUUGCUACCAGAUCCCACGCUGUACAGAGGAAGUGGUGCCAGAGGGCUGCUAUCACGGCUCGGGUGAACAGUAUCGCGGCUUCGUCAGCAAGACCCGCAAAGGCGUUCAGUGCCAGCACUGGUCCGCAGAGACACCACACAAGCCACAAUUCACACCCACCUCAGCACCGCAGGCCGGACUGGAGGCAAACUUCUGCCGGAACCCAGAUGGGGAUAGCCAUGGGCCUUGGUGCUAUACUUCAGAUCCAGCCACCCUGUUUGACUACUGUGCCCUACAGCGCUGUGAUGAUGACCAGCCACCAUCCAUCCUGGACCCCCCAGACCAGGUGCAGUUUGAAGAGUGUGGCAAGAGGGUUGAUAAGAGCAACAAACUCCGUGUGGUGGGGGGCCAUCCUGGGAGCUCACCAUGGACAGUCAGCUUGCGGAACAGACAGGGCCAGCACUUCUGUGGGGGGUCCCUAGUGAUGGAGCAGUGGGUACUGACUGCCCGGCAAUGCGUCUGGUCAUGCCAUGAACCUCUCACAGGAUAUGAGGUAUGGUUGGGUACCCUCAACCAGAACCCACAGCCUGGAGAGGCAAACCUGCAGAGGGUCCCAGUGGCCAAGACAGUGUGCGGACCUGCAGGUUCCCAUCUUGUUCUGCUCAAGCUGGAGAGACCCGUGACCUUGAACCAUCAUGUGGCCCGCAUCUGCCUGCCUCCUGAGCAGUAUGUGGUACCUCCAGGGACCAAGUGUGAGAUUGCAGGCUGGGGCGAAUCCAAAGGUACAAGCAGUAACACAGUCCUUCAUGUGGCCUCCAUGAAGGUCAUCUCCAACCAGGAAUGCAAUGUGAAACACCGAGGACAUGUACAAGAGAGUGAGAUAUGCACCGAAGGAUUGAUGGUCCCUACAGGGGCUUGUGAGGGUGACUACGGGGGACCACUUGCCUGCUAUACCCAUGACUGCUGGGUCCUAGAGGGACUUAUAAUCCCUAACAGAGUGUGUGCACGGCCCCAGUGGCCAGCUGUCUUCACACGUGUGUCUGUGUUUGUGGACUGGAUUAACAAGGUCAUGCAGCUGGAGUAGGCCUGGUUUUGAUCCCUUAGGGAUGAUAAGACUUCUCAAACAUAAAGCAACCUUUCUCUCUGUCUGUACAGAGUGCUUCUUAGUCUCUGCUUCUAGGGAAUGAGGUGGGGACUCCUUGGAGGCGGCUUGGUGGUUUAAGCCCAGCCCACACUUGGCUGGGUGUUCUGAUCCUGUAACAACUUCACAGUGUGUGUACUGUGGAUGGGCAGGGUGUCGCUCAUCUUCCAGAGGCACUUCUGGGAAUGCAAGGACAGUGCAGAGCAUUUUCCAACAGAUGAGACUGUAGCAGAAAGUCCCAGUUGGCCAGGACAGACGGGGUAGAGUCUCUCAUGGCUCCUCUCUGACAGAUGACAGAGAUGAAUCCACUGUGGAUAUCAAACCCAAGACCAAGGGUUUCUGAACCCCAGGGUGGGUCUGGGAUUGGGGAUGGCUUGGUACAAAGUACCAGCACAAACCAGGCUCUGUGUCCUUAUUUAUUAUGACUACGUAGUCCAUAUUCCUCUGCCCACUCAUCCAGAGUCCAGAGCCCAGGAAACCUCGUGGCUGUUCUGCCAGAUCCAAGAGCAAAGUGCGAAAUGGACUGGCUAGUUCACGCAGGACGGUAGAGCUUCAGCUGCCCAAGUGUGUGUGCAGCCAAAGCACAGUAUUCAUGAAGCUGUCUGACUCCACCUCCACCUCUGACAGCGCAUGGGUGCUUUUGGGAUAGAGCAGGAGCCUGUGUGAGCAGCAACACAUGAGGUUAGAGGAUCCUGUCCUGCUUACCUGCCACUAGCCGCCAGGACUAUCCUCUGACACUCACCGAACAGGCACAUUCCGGGCCUUGAGGGCACGGUAAUACUCCAUACCCUGCUUGAAGGGUACACGCCGGUCCUCUUGGCCCAGCAUCAGUAACACUGGUGUCUUCACCUAGGUUUUUGGGGAGCAAGGAGUGAGCUGAACUCUGGAUUCUGGAUGGCUAGGUGGCACACACACAAGGAUACCUGGGUACCUGAGGAAUGUACUUGAUGGGUGAUUUAUCCAGCAUCUCCUCCCACACAUUCAAGUUUGGCAGGCAGUCACUGCUAUACCGGAAGCCAGCCUCCACCACACACCUAUAAAAAAAGACCAAGCUGAUGCAGACUGCAGGAUCUCCAUGGGAAUUUGGGGUAGAAGGAAGGACAGGGACCUUUGAUGCACACUCACCAAUCAGGGAUGUCAGUGGAGCCCAUCAUGGAGGCAAUAUUGAUCACAGGGUUCCGGGCUAUACAGGCACUAUAGGUGUCUGGGUACUGACCAAUCAGGUGGCAGGAGAGGAAACCACCAUGGGAACCACCCAUAAGGGCCACACGGCUUGCAUCAAAGUGUUCCUCCUGAAGUACCUGCUCCACUGCAAACUAAAGGGUAGGCAGAGCAUACUGCAGCUAGCUUCCUGUCAGCUGACUAGAGCCACGGAUCCACCCUCCCUGUCCAGGAGCCCCAGGACCCUGCUACCUGAACAUCCUUCACAUCCUGGUAGCCCACAUUGCCAGGGAGGGAAAGGAUGUUGUCUUGGCCAAAGCCAGUGGAGCCACGAUAGUUCACUAAAAGUGGGAGACAAGAUAGUUUUCUCAGUCCUGUGGACCCCAAUUCAUCUGUCUGUGAAGUAGGCCCUGAGACUAGCUGCAUCAUAGGCUGUCAAGGGGAAGCAGUCAAGAGAUAUGAGGUUGCUACUCAGAGUCCACAGCAUCCUUUCCAUGGAAGCAUCAAGUUAAUCCACAUGAUCACCAGGUUAUGGAGCCAGAGGCUGGGUCAUGGCAAUUUCUAGUGGUGGUUUUCUUUUUUAUUUUUAUUUUUUUGAGACAAGGUU